Molecule: messenger RNA, 3358 nt
Organism: Tetranychus urticae (two-spotted spider mite)
Lineage: Eukaryota; Metazoa; Arthropoda; Arachnida; Trombidiformes; Tetranychidae
Source: RefSeq, a predicted model, not a curated record
GGAUAAUCAAUUGAUUGUUUAAAUCAUCAAAAAAUAAAAACAUUUUCUACUCAACACACGAUUCCAUUUGCAUUUCAAAUCAACAUUCACUUACAUAUGACAUUUAAUAACGGAAAGAGAAAUGUUGAACAAGACAAAAUUACGCUGUUCAACGGGUGACCAACAAAUGCAAUGUAAAGAAGCAGGUUCAACAUCAUCACCAUCAUCAUUACCUUACCCUUGUCCAUUGGCUACUCCUGUUUUAGUCACUGAUCUUCCUUCCUCAACAACAACAUCAUCAUCAUCAACUACAACUACAACAUUAUCCCGUCCAAAUGGAGACCAAUUGACGGAAAUAGGAGUUAACUUGCCUGAGACAAUUUCGAGGAUAACAUCACUUGUAUCAUCUUCAUCAGGAACCACCGAUGAUAAGCCAACAGCAAAUCCAAGCAACACUAACAUUAACAUGACGGGUAACAUUGAGAGGAUCAUUAAUUUGAGAAGCGAAAGGUUAUCUGUCAAUGAAUCGACUUGUAAACCAUUUAACAAAAUCACUUGUAAUUUAUCCAAUUUACGUCCUCGAAUGUCAGCUCAUCAUUUAGACAGAAGACAUCAUUCACAUUCACAUUUCAAUUCAUCUUUCAAUCGACACAAAAAAUCAGAACUGAGAAGGUUUAACCAGAAUAGAGGAAAUGAUGAUUCGGAAGGAGAAGGAGCAACCAAUUGUUAUACUUCAUCUAGUGAACAUUCAAUGGAUACCGUAAUUUUCUGUGGUAAAUCCUUGAGAUCUUCAUACAAUAAUAAUGGUAAUCAUAAUGAGAAUAAUAAUCAUAACAUUCCGGGUUCAAUGAAAAGUUCAGUAAAACCAAAAGUGCCCAAUGGUUCAUCAUUAGAGCCACGAAUCACACCGUGCCAUACCGUGAAUAAAUCAUCCAAUCAAACCUUGAAUUUGAUUCAACAGCAACAACAGCAACAGCAGCUUCUUCAGUCUUCACCAGUUCCUCAAGCGUCUUCAACAGCCUCAUCGACAUCACCUUUACACAACCAUUUAACGGUUGUUCAACAUUCAAUGGAUGUUUGUAUCAAACAUAAAAACCAAUUGGAUAAGAAAUGUUUCAACACCAAAAAGCUAGUCUGUGACAUUGGAACUUCACCUUUACACAAAAGCCUUAACUGUAGUAAUAAUUUAAAUAAAAUUGCCAAAUGUGAUGAACUUUGGAUAGAUAAGCCUAAACGAGCCAAACGUAAAAAGCCUCCUCAGCCUAGAAUCUCAGGUGUUGAGUUGUGGGUUGAUGGUCCUCACGCAGUACCACUUAAUCAGCCAAAUGAAUCCUCUCAGUGUGUUGAUUAUACUGACAAACAGCAAAGGAUAACUGAAUGGGUCAAUCAGCAUGCCAAAACAGUUUUAAUUGCAAAUCAAUCUUGUACAGGUAGCUGUAAAACUCCAGUAAAAAAUAUAACUCCAGCAACAUCCUCAAAAUCCAAUUCAUCCAAUGGUGCCAAUGGGACGUGUAUUGAGCUUAUAAAUCUUCCAAGUCCUUAUCAUGUACGUGUAUCUGAAUCAAAAAUUAAGGAAAAGAAUAACAUUAGUCAAGAUAAAAUCAUUGAAACCAAAGAAAUGGCUUGUCAAACUGAUCAAAUAGAUUCACAGAAUGGUGAAAAGGAGAAGAAAAGUGUUUUACAGGAGCUUAACACUGAGGAAACAUUGAUUCUUCUGAGUAACCUUCAUGAUGAUGAUGAGCUGCAAAACGAUGAUUGGACUGAUGGACGAAGAUUAAUGUUGUUAGAGAGAGGAGCUCUCAGUGAUUGCUGUGAUAAUCAAAUUUGCUGUUGUUGUUCAAGUCCAUUAACAUCUGAUGGUGAAGAGGAUGAUGUCCUAAAGGAUGAAAAGAACGUUAAAGAUGAUAAUAAUGGUAAAACUGAAAUAAAUGUAAACAGCGAAAAGAAUGGCGAAAAUCAAAACAAUUUAGAUAAUGUUGAAAUAAAAAGUGAAUCAAACGACUUGACUGAGCCACCAGGGCAGUUAAAGUUGGAGCAAUUUCUUAAACAACUGAUUACAGUUACAAAUCCAAUAUUAAAUAAUAAACUCAACAAUGACACUGAUAGUGAUAAUUUGAAAAACAAAAAAAUUAACAAUGAAAAUAUUCAUCGACACCACCAACAUCAUAACCAUCACCAUCAUCAUCACCAUCAAAAUCAUCAACAUUCAGAAGAAAAGAAACAUCAAAAUUAUACAAAUUAUGAUUCUUUGCCGCCAAGACGAUUGACUCGAUCCCGCCUUCAUGGAUCCAGAUACUUUGUAUACGGAUCUCAUCAGGAUUUAACACAUUGUAUAGCCAAUGAAGCUAGAAAUGGAUCCGUUAUCGACUCAUCUGUUGAAGAGAAGACAUGUGUUCCUGUUAAUUUUGUAAUUACAAAUGAUUUACCAAUUACGGAUGAUUGUCCAAAAAAUCAUGUUGCUUUUAUCCCAACUUCGCCUCGCAUCAACCGUAUUUUGGGUGGACCUCCAGGUAAAGGAGAAUGUUUAAGUGUAACAAAUAGUCCAUCUAAAUCAUCCAGGAAACAGAGUUUUAGCAAGCGAGAUACAACUUCAACCACAACCAGUGGCCAUGGAACAACAAGUGAAGGCGAUGAUAGAUCAAGUGUAACCAAAAAAUCAUCCGAUUCCUCAUCUAGUCCAUCUCAACAUCAUCAUCACCAUCAUCAUCAUGGCCAGACUCAGGGACCGGCCUCAAGUGGAUAUGAUAGUACCAUUAAAGAUGAAGAAAGUGAUCGUGAGCUGGUUGAAAAUGUCAAUAAAAGUGUUACCAAAGAGUUGAUUGGAAAUAAUAAUAGUUCUAGUUCUAUUGCUAAUCAUAUUAAUAACAGUAAUAAUAUUGUUUGUAAUUCUAAUAGUAACAAUAACAAUAAUAGUAAUAACAAUAACCAACAGGCUAGUUGCAAUAUUGUUAAGAGUUCUGUUAAAAUGAGAGAUAAAUCUGACAAAAAUCGGAAAAAUAGAAAAGAGAAAGAGAAAGAAAAGGAUAAACGGGAAUCAUUAUCUUCAGAUAAAUGCUCUUUUCUUUGCUGUAAAUUGACUUCUUUUUAUUGAACAACCAAAGAAUCUAUUAAUUGAUAUUGAUCAUUGUUUGCCAAAGUCCCCUGUAUGUGUUAAAUUGAAACAAAACCAAACCAAAAAAAAAUCAACGCAAAACAAAAUUACGAGGUAAACUAUUGAAUUGUCUUAACAAAAUGUUUUCACAAAGUUUUUUCUAUGUAUUAUUCCAUAAAUGAAUCCAUUUUAUAACCAAUGUAAUUAAACUGUCUGAUUUUACUUUAAUCUCAUUGCUUAGCUUUGCUAAUAAAUUUGUCACCUUUGAAAUUGGGUGAAUCGAUGAAA